Molecule: messenger RNA, 429 nt
Organism: Bactrocera neohumeralis
Lineage: Eukaryota; Metazoa; Arthropoda; Insecta; Diptera; Tephritidae
Exons: 2
Coding region: 1-429 (142 amino acids)
Source: RefSeq, a predicted model, not a curated record
AUGAAGUCUGUCAUAUUGCUCGGAAUACUGAUACUAAUAAGCCUACUUACUAUUGAGUGUUCCAUUGCUGAUGGAACUUCUAAGCCAUUUGUGCGCAGCCGUUACAGCAAACGUUGGCGCAUUGCAACAACUGAGGCAAAUGUCAACAACAGCACAGCCACAACGGAGCAACAGACGAUUGUAGGAGUUGACUUGAAAACUGGGGAAACAACUACACUGAGCAACGUGCCCAAAUUUGAGGAAACAACUGUUGUGGUUAGCCCGUCUAUGCAAACCACAACUAGUUCAAAAGUUAUAGAGGAACCAGCCAAAAAAACGCUUAGCACCACAACUGAACAUCCAAGACAUAAUGGUCCAAAUGGCUUACCAUUGGACUAUGAUUACUAUGGCAAUGGUGGCGAAAACGAAGAAGAUGCAGGUCAUAAAUAA